CUAUCCUGAAUAAUCCCGAAUGGGAUGACGGUUCACUAGGUCCGCUUUUCGUACGUUUAGCCUGGCAUUCCUCGGGAACUUAUGACAAGCACACCAAAACCGGAGGUUCGGAUGGUGCCACCAUGAGGUACACUAUCGAGGCGAAUGACCCUGCAAACGCUGGUCUGGAACAUGCAAGAAAAUUUUUGGAACCUAUUAAGGAGAAACAUAACUGGAUCUCCUAUGGUGACCUCUGGACUUUGGCCGGCGUAGUCUCCAUUGAGGCCAUGGGCGGUCCAAUGAUACCAUGGAAGCCUGGUCGCAAGGAUGCAACCGAUGAUCUCAACGUUCCUCCGAACGGUCGUCUCCCCGAUGCUGCUCAAGGACAACAACAUAUUCGUGAGAUAUUUUAUCGCAUGGGAUUUAAUGACCGUGAAAUUGUGGCUUUAAUUGGAGCUCAUUGUCUCGGUCGUUGUCAUGGGGACCGUUCGGGUUAUGAGGGUCCGUGGACUCACACACCAACUCAGUUCAACAAUCGUUU
Molecule: messenger RNA, 520 nt
Organism: Acaulospora colombiana
Lineage: Eukaryota; Fungi; Glomeromycota; Glomeromycetes; Diversisporales; Acaulosporaceae
Source: the annotation of a GenBank genome assembly